AUGAACGGCACUCAACAGACCCAGGACGCUGUCGCGCAAGAGCCAUUGCAGCCAGCAGCCGCCAAUGCCAAUGCUGCUGCCAACGCCAAUGGUUCGUCGACGGCGGCUAAGAAGCGCAAGAAGGAGAGCCUGAAGCCCAUUAUUACCACCGAGACACCACCAUGCUGCGACAGCACUGUCAAAGACGUGGAAGAAGAACACGAUGAGACGACAGACAACGAAUAG
Colletotrichum fioriniae is the source of this 225-nucleotide messenger RNA. Lineage: Eukaryota; Fungi; Ascomycota; Sordariomycetes; Glomerellales; Glomerellaceae. The record is from RefSeq and is a predicted model, not a curated record.